CUAAAAUUUGAGAGAUUAAUAUAUAAGCGUUAAAUCCAUCAUUUCGCAUAAAGAAGAAUGGUAUAACCUCAAAAGGACACAACUGUCCUUGUGGCCCUCCCAGCAGGACAAUCAAUCUCUCUGCUUCUUACUUACCCUCCUCUUUGCCGUUGUUUUUACCUUUGUCAUCGGCAUCCUCCAUAAUUCCUUCUAGAUCCCUCCAUGGCCACCCUCUCAGCUUAUCCUAGCGCUAACCCUAACCCAAAUUUCCUUUCUCCAACUGACCAAACCAACCACAACCAGGAAUCACUCCCUCAGGUGCAGCCUCACCCUUCUACUGAUCCGGAGCCGAACCCGACUCCGAACGCUAACUCUAAUUUCCACACCCCACUUUCGACCCCAUCCGACGCGGUUCCUCCAGCUGCUCCGCCGCCUUCUCUUCUCCACCUCUCCUUCAACCAGGACCAGGGCUGCUUCGCUGCCGGCACUGACCAUGGCUUCCGGAUCUACAAUUGCGAUCCAUUCCGUGAGAUCUUUCGCCGAGAUUUCGAUCGAGGCGGUGGCAUCGGCGUUGUCGAGAUGCUUUUUCGGUGCAAUAUUUUGGCUCUCGUUGGCGGUGGAUCCGACCCGCAAUACCCACCAAAUAAGGUUAUGAUCUGGGACGACCACCAGAGCCGAUGCAUCGGCGAGCUUUCGUCUCGUUCCGAAGUAAGAUCGGUUCGGCUUCGGAGGGAUCGAAUCGUGGUCGUUUUGGAGCAGAAAAUUUUCGUACACAAUUUUGCGGAUUUGAAGCUGCUGCACCAGAUUGAUACCAUCGCGAAUCCAAAGGGACUCUGCGCGGUCUCUCAGGGGGCCGGGUCUUUGGUUUUGGUUUGUCCUGGAUUGCAAAAGGGGCAGGUUAGGGUGGAGCAUUACGCCUCGAAGAGGACUAAGUUUAUUAUGGCUCAUGAUUCAAGAAUUGCGUGCUUCGUACUCUCGCAGGAUGGGCAGUUGCUUGCUACCUCGAGCUCGAAAGGGACGCUGGUUCGCAUUUUUAAUACUGUUGAUGGUAGCUUGCUGCAGGAGGUAAGGAGGGGUGCAGAUAGAGCUGAAAUUUAUAGUUUGGCAUUCUCUUCAAAUGCCCAAUGGUUAGCUGUUUCAAGUGACAAGGGCACCGUCCAUGUUUUCAGCCUUAAGAUUAAUGCUGGAUCUCCAGGCAUUGACAGGUCUCGAAGUGCAUCAGACAUUGUUACAUCACCCCACUCCUCACUUUCUUUUAUCAGAGGAGUAUUGCCGAAGUACUUCAGCUCAGAAUGGUCAGUGGCUCAGUUCCGCCUGGUUGAAGGUUCUCAGUACAUUGUUGCUUUUGGUCACCGAAAGAAUACAGUGGUAAUUCUUGGCAUUGAUGGAAGUUACAUAAAGAAUAUUUGCCUGAAAGAUGAUAUUCAACAAAAAUUUUUCAUGGACUCCACAGAACAACUAAUUUGUUCAUCAUCUGUAUUAGUUCCUUGCGAGUCACCCAACGAAGUAAGGGUUCAGUUAGAAAAUAUUCAACUGAAGAUGGGGAUUGUUUACUAAUCGGAUAUGAUUCUACUUUGUCUCAAGAAAUAUUUAUCCUCUUCAAAUAAAAUAAUAUAGAGGAUUUGAUUGAUAUAUGAAAGAAGAUAAGUCCGUCAAGAUAAAAGCAGUUUUGCCAGAGACAUGGGCAUAUAGUACAUCUUAUUGCAGUAAAUGUCGACAAUCAACUAGUUAGAGCUACAGUGUAAUUUUAGGAUCUUACAAGUGUUUCAUCUUCAAUGAAGUGGAUAUGAUGCCAACCAUCGAAGAAUAUUCGAUUUUAUUGGGCCUGCAACUCAAGGUUCUUGACAAGAUAUAUGUUAGAAAAUACAAGUCAGGAUUUCGCAAGGAUUUGGCCCAUCUCAUGGGGAUAGACAAGGAGAUUGUGAAUUCUCACAUAAAGAAAAAACAAGAACAGUUUUGCCUACCUUGAAAAUUUUUUCAUGAUUUUUUAGUGCAACAUAUCGAAGAACGAAGAUUAGAUGUAUUUGUCUUAGCCAUAUAUGGAAUAGUAAUAUUUCUAAAGGUUUUGGGUCAUAUUGAAAUAGUAGUGGUUGACUUCUUUGGGAGUGUGAUCAAUGGUUAUAACCUUUCAACCGUAAUAUUAGUAGAGACUAUCAGAUUUUGAGUUACUGUCGUCGGAAUGGAGGGCGUGUUAUAGGCUACAUAUAAUUAUUAUACUUAUGAAUGAAAAGCCAUUUUGAGUGGAAAAAUGUGCUUUCUCAAAGCUUUAUGUCCGCAAUUGAGCUUCGAUCAAGAAAUUCUGUGAAAGUGGGUGGUCAAAACAAAAGUAAAAAAAGGAGUGGAUAGUUUUUUUACAAGAACUGACAGGUGCCAAAGUAAGGUGGUUGGUCGUAUGGAUGAAUCGUGAACCUAUGCUAUAUUAAUGUGGAUAUAGUACUGUGAUCCCACUUCUGGGUUUAUGGGGGGUAACAAGUUAUGUGCAAUUUCUAGUAAGAAGACAGUUUGGGGCAGAAUAGUUAAUUUCUAUGAGCCACGGGCUUCAUCAAUCGAAAUUUUCUUACAAUGAGCCAAAAGCAUUUCAGAAGAUGAAUGAGAUAAUUAAAGCAUGAAAAAAUCUUUAUAGAGUGAGUCUUGGAUCAUUCACUGAUAAGGUCACUUAGGGGUACUUAGGUUGGAGAGCAAGACGAAGACAAGAAAUGGUAUUCACUUAUAAAAGCUUUCAAUCGCCAACAGAAAGAAGGCUUGAAGAGACACCAUUAGAAUUAGAGCUUGCGACAAUAAAAUUUGAGUGUGAAAAGGAUAAGUUAAUGCAAGAAAUCCAGAAGCUUCAAGAAGAAAAAGAUAAGUGAAAAGAUAAAGCUAAAAGACAUGAAGCUAGAGUUUGCAAGAUUACUAGAGAAUGUGAUACAGAUAUUGAAGACCUAGCAGAGCUACACCAAGAACAUAAGAGGUUAUAUGUGAGAGAAAGGGUCAAGGAGAUAACAAUUGUUGAGCUCACUGAAGAGAAUAAGCGAUUGAAGCAAGAGUAUGCUGAAUUAGAGAAAAAAGUACUCAAGUAUAGACAGAAAAUAACAUGUUGAAUAGUUACUUAAGCAGGUUGAAACAGGUUGAAUGAAUAAGAAGACUACAUUGUUGCAUUGGUUAGAGAGUAUAGAGAGUUAUCAUACUAAGUUUGGUGUGGUAAAAAAGAGAACCUAGGAAGACGAUAGUACAUUAAGCACCUAACAACCUAAAUUUGCAAAGGGGUAUACAAGGCAAGAGAGAUGGUAGAAUAGGUAGAAGCAUUGAAAGAAAUGGUAGUCCUAGUAGGAGAACAUGGGGCAGUGUCUUUUGAACUUCAUCGAGGAAGUCAGAACCCAAUAUAAGCAGAUCAAACUCAUCACCAUGUACAAUCGAAAGAUGGCAGUUCAUGUCUAUAAUGAAAAAUUAUUAAUGCAUAUCUUUCAAGAUAGAAUUAUAGAUUCUGCUGCUAGGUGGUAUGUCCAACUGGACAAUUCAUAUCCGUUCUUGGAGUGAUAUAGGCAAUGACUUCAUUAGUCAAUAUCGACAUAUUAUAGAUUUGGCUCCUGAUCAUUUGUCUUUACAGAAUUUGGAGAAAAAGGUAAAUGAGUCUUUUACAGAAUAUGUUCAGAGAUAGAGAGAUGUAGUUUCUCAAGUGCAACCUUCUCUGACUGAGAAAGAGAGUGCAGUGUUGUUUGUCAGUAUUUUGAAAUCUCCUUAUUAUGAAAAGAUAAUAAGGAAUGCAACCAAAACUUUCGCUGACAAGGUGAUUUCUGAAAAAUUAUUGAGAGUGCCAUCAAGAAUGGUAAGUUGGAAGGAGAUGAAGCAUCCAACAAAGGAGCCCUAAAAAAGAAACAGACUGAAGCUCAAGUUGUGAGCUUUGAUAGACAGCAAUUCGAAGGUUAUAAAUCUUACUCACCACAAGGAUACCUUUCACAUUAUCCUGCUGUAAAUAACACUUUUUUUUACCCAUACCAACCAUUCGUACAAUCAUCUUAUCCUCAAACAUAUCAACCUCAUUUUUGGCUUCAAAAUACCACAUAUAGUCCUAGCAUUCAACCUAUCCCAAGACUCUAAACUCGUUCAGCAAGUCCAAUGAGAGGUUUUUGAGAGCAACGAAUCACUCGCGAAAAGCUUGUAUUUGACCCAAUCCUCAUGACUUAUAUAGAGUUAUGUCGUGAGCUUUAUAACAGUCAUCUGAUUGCUUCAAGUAAGAGCCACUCAAGUCACCUUAUCCUAAGUGGUAUGAUCCUACAGUCCAUGGUGACUAUCAUUAUGGAUUUAUUGAUCACUUCACUGAAACUUGCAUUGUCUUGAAACACAAAGUGCAACGGUUGAUCAAGGAUGGAAUGAUUAGUUUUGAUAUAAAAGGGGUAACUGCAUCAAAUGUUGAUGGUAAUUCUUUGUCUAAUCAUAAUAUGAAUGCUCUGAGUAAUGAACAAGGGCAUCAUUUGAAGAGAAAAGUUACAGAUAUUAAGACACCUUUCAAUUAGCUGUUUGAUGCUUUGAGUAAAGCUGACAUGAUACAACAAGUGAGUCCACGCUGUUAUCAUGGAACAUAUAUAGCAGGCACUAGUUGUAAAUAGCAUAGUGGGCAAUGGGUCAUCCUAUCGAAACUUAUGAGCAGUUUCACCAAGAGAUACAAAAGCUUUUGGAUUCAUAUCAGAUUGAGGUUUAUGAAAAGGAAGAAGACUUAGAGCGUGUUAAAGUAUCCAUGACUGACAAGCCCGUAAAAUUAUUUUCAAAAUCGGUGAUGAUUCAUUGUGGGAACAAGGCAAAGUCAGUUCUAGACAAACUUAUUCCCCGACUGGUAACUUUUAAAAUUUUAACCCCCUUCCCAUAUAAAGAUGAUAAAGUUGUAUCCUGAAAAUAUGAUUGUGAUACAGUGGUUCAGGGGUAAGAAGAGAAUGUCUCUAAGACUGAUGCCUCAAAUAUAACUGGUGUAAGAGAUAUUACUCGAAGUGAAAGAUGCUACAUUUCAGAAAUAUUGGAGAAGGCUAGAAGGGAGAAAGUUAAGGUAGGAGAAGAACGGAAUAACCCUGAAGUGAAACCUGAAGAGAAUCGCCCGAAGUUGGUGUCAGAAAAAGAGGCUUGUAAAUUUUUAAAGUUGGUAAAACAUAGUGAAUAUUUUGUUGUUGAACAAAAUGUCAGCAUAAAUCUCAUUAUUAUCACUGUUAUUGAAUUCAAAAUCACAUCGAAAUUCUCUGCUGAAAAUAUUGAACCAGGCAUAUGUGGACAUAAUGUAUCUGUUGAAUAUGUGAACCAUCUGGUUGAAAAUUUAGUAAUGUCAAAGUAUAUUUCAUUCAGUGAUGAUGAGAUUCUCCUAUAAGAAAGAUGAAGUACCAAGGUUUUGCAUAUCACAAUUAAAUGCAAGAGCCAUAUCAUGACUAAAGUUUUUAUUGAUAAUAGCUCCGUUAUCAAUGUCAUGCCUAUGUCCAUUUUGGCAAGGUUACCUAUCGAUUACUUUCAUAUGAAAAACAAUCAACUGAUAGUGUGAGCUUUUCAUGUGACUAGAAGGAAAAUCUUGGGAGAUAUCAAGACGCCCUUACAAAUUGGGUCAUGCACUUUUAAUGUGAAAUUUCAAGUAAUGGAUCUCUCCGUCUUAUAGCUAUAUAUUAGGAAGGUCAUAGAUUUACAUGACAAGGGCUGUUCCUUCUAUUCUUGACCAAAAAAUUAAGUUUAAUGUGGAAGCCCAGUUAGUGGUAGUGUUUGGGGAGGAAGACAUGCUAGUGACCUAAUUUUUGAAUGCUUCAUAUGUGGAAGUUAUCGAGGAAGUAAAGGAAUGUUUCUAUCGAUCUUUUGAAUUGGUCAACUCUGUGGGUGAAAGAUUUACAAAUCAAUUUUUUUCAAAGAUAGUGACGAGUCAAGUCAUCAAUAAGGGUUGGUAUCUAGGAAUAGGACUAGGCAAGAACUUGUAAGGAGUAAGGGAACCUCCAACAAUGGUAGAUAAUAGUGGAAAGCUAGGCUUAGGCUAUGAAAUAGCAGAAUGAGAGAUCAAGUGAAGGUCAGCAGGUAAAACAACAAAACUAAUGAUUAUCUCACACCUGUACGAGACUUUCAGACUUGGAGGAUUCAUGUACCCAGAUGCAGAAAAAGGUAUGAAAGAAACUUUCGCCCAAUUAAUCAUCCAUGCUAUUAAAGAUGAAAUGGCACUUAAGCAAGAAGGGUGGGUUACCUUUGUCCGUCAGAUUAUGAGCUGAACAAUUGGAGUGCCAUUGAAAUGCCUUUGACCUUUGAAACUAAUUCAAUGUAAUUGUACAUCGCAAUAGUUAUUACCCAAGGCAUUGAGGUGAUCUUUCUUGUUUGGGUCAUUUAUCUUUUAUUAUUCUAAUAAAGAUUAGAAAGGAUGCAUUUUCAUUCAUUUCUUCUUGUGUCUUCAUUAUUGCCAUUUUUCUCAAAUUCAUCUUGUCAACAUAUCUCAUUUCAUUCAAUUUCAGGUGUUUAAAUGAACAUGAAGAUAAUUAUGAUAAUA
Durio zibethinus is the source of this 6451-nucleotide messenger RNA. The record is from RefSeq and is a predicted model, not a curated record. Lineage: Eukaryota; Viridiplantae; Streptophyta; Magnoliopsida; Malvales; Malvaceae.